This is a messenger RNA of Corythoichthys intestinalis (scribbled pipefish), 5832 nucleotides long. RefSeq lists its product as uncharacterized. Gene Ontology annotation, molecular function: beta-aspartyl-peptidase activity; asparaginase activity; aminoacyl-tRNA ligase activity. Gene Ontology annotation, cellular component: cytoplasm. Bases 450 to 5252 code for a protein of 1600 amino acids. The transcript is spliced from 3 exons. Gene Ontology annotation, biological process: tRNA aminoacylation for protein translation. NCBI's taxonomy places the organism in Eukaryota, Metazoa, Chordata, Actinopteri, Syngnathiformes, Syngnathidae. The record is from RefSeq and is a predicted model, not a curated record.
CACUACACAGAUAGGAGGCUAAUAGAAGCUUCUUAAAAAUAUUUUGAAUAAACAGUACAGUAAAUCAUCAUGAGAAGUAUAUCAAUUCAAAAGACACACAAUUCCACAUUCAUGGAGAAGUAAAAAUUAAUUAGCAUUAAGGAUAAAAACUGGGUUUCUUUAAACUGAGCCAUUUCUUGGAUUGGUUUUCAAAGACCAUCAGGGGUGCUUGCGGGAUUUUCACAUUGAGUAAGUCCAAAAAUUAUAAUAAGAAUAAUGAUAAAUCAUGAUAAGGUUAUAUAUGUUUUCAUUAUUCACACUUUUGUGGCAUUUUCUUUGGCGGGGUUCGAUAAGAUUUUUCUAGAGUAAAGGGAUGGCCUAACCUGUGGGUCAAAUCUCCAUGAACAUUUUACCUUUUCAUGCAAGCAUAAUUAUUUAUUUUACUACAUUUUCACACAUAAUGCAUUAGAAUGUCCAGAAUAAACAAGUCCACUUCUCUCCCCAGCUUCCAAAAUUUCAACAGAAUGGCUCUUCUUGACUACCCUGUUCCAGAGCUGGAUGUGACCUUGCAGGAAGUUUGUCGUGUUCUACAGCUCACUUCGAGUCCUGAUCUGUAUGCUGACUUCAAAAGCACGCUGGAGAAGCAGAGGCCCCAUCUUGAAGAGACCCAGCAAAAGUUAGCAUCUAGUGCAGCAGGCCAAGAGAAUUGGGUGACCGAGCAGUUCAAGAAAAGUCUGUUGUCAUGUGCGGACCCCUUGUCAACUGCCACAGCCCUCCCAGUUGUCCUUCUACCAUCCAAAUCAGAGGGAUGCAACCAGUUAACAAGAGCAGCUGCUUUGCUUUGGGCUGCAGCAAAGUUGUACAGCGAGCCAAAGAUACUGGAAGGUGACGUGCCGAUGGAACAGACUCAACAAUCAGAGGUUUUUGCUGCCACACGAAUUCCUGGCAAGAACCUAGAUGAAAUUAAGGUCUACCCGGAAAGUAUUCACGCCAUUAUCACCUGUGUUGGCGGAGUGUUCCCGGUUGACAUAUUACAGCGUUCCAGCACCGGUGGGCCAUCAUUUGCUCGAUCCUUCAAUGAUAUCUACAACCAGUUGUUAAAGGUGGUGGACCAGGCCAGCACAGGAAAGCAGAACAACGCUUUGGCCAUUUGCAGCCUCUCUGCUUUGGAGCGCAAGUCCUGGGCUGCCAUCAGGGAGGAGAUCAUGGAGAAAGGAGGAGCUUCUGCAGCAUCACUGGAAAUAAUGGAGAGUGCUGUGCUGACGUUAAGUCUGGAGGACUGCAGCGCACCUACCGAAUUGGCUGACAUUCUCAACGCAGUGAGGUUGGGAGAAGAAGAUGGUCCCUGUUUAAGAUACUAUGACAAGGUGGUGAAUCUGGUGGUGUUCAAGGACUGCACUGCGGGGAUGGUCUUUGAGCAUUGUGCUGUGGAUGGGAUGGUGGCCGGCCUUGUAACUGAGCGUGUAUACCAAUUGGCCGAGAAAGCCGAUUUAAGCCUUGUACAGGCCAAUGCAGAUAAAGUCAAUGGGUCUGCUGCAGAAGAUGAUAAGAAUCCUAUGGACCCAACACCUUUGACAUUUACUUUACACGGCAAGCAUAACACCAAGACAUGCCCUGAUUUAAAAUCCAAAAAUCCAGUUCUCACUUUUGAUGUGUCUUCUUAUCCUGAUGUUUUUUCAACUCUGAGAAGCCAAAGAGGUCUCUAUGAUGCUUGGAUAAACAUCUCUUUACAACUUACCCUGAUGCAAACUCUUGGGAGAUCUGCCGCUACUCACGUGCUCGUCACUCCUACCCAUAUGCGCCACUAUAAACAUGGCCGCUGCGAUCCCACCUACUCGGUCAGCAUGAAGUCUCGUAAGUUAAUAGGUGUUUUGGCAUCAAGUAUUCGUCCAGACAACACAAUCCAAUACACAAAUGACCUCUUAAAUUUAUUCCAUGUUGCAUAUUUGGAACACAAGGCCCUCAUAAAAAACACCAAAAGUGGUCAUGGUGUAGGUCCCCAUUUGGCUGUCCUUCGUCGAGCUUUACCAAAAGACAAUCCAUUGAAGAAGUUUUUGGACCCCUUCGGAUGUCCUUCUGUGUACCUCACUGGUACCGAUCUGAUGGAAGGAGUGGAAUGUGGAGUUGGAAAUGUUUACGCCCAAGACCAGCUUGCUGUAACCUACCUUGGGAAAAGAGACAAAGUUCGAGUUGUGCUUAAUGCAAAAGGCAGCUUUGCUUUGAUGUUAGACAAGCUUCAGAAAAAUCUGAAGGUAAAUUUAAAGUUAGUGAUGCUUUUGGCACUCAGAUAUGCAAUUGCAUAUCAAAUGGGAGCACUGGAGUGUCUCCUCAAACAAAACGAAACAAAGGACAUGAACGGAGACAUAAUUCACUUUCCAUUGAGCACUGUCAAUAACAAAACGACAAUUGAUUCAACCACCGAUGAGAGUGCUGACUAUACUUUGGUGAUACAUGGUGGUGCCGGAGAAGUAAUGAUGAUGAAUCCGCAAGUGACAGAUGUCAUUGAGUUUGCUCUGAAAACAGCGUUAACCCUGGGAUCGCAAGUACUUCAAAAUGGCGGGCAAAGUCUAGAUGCAGUUCAAAGGUCAGUUGAAGCAAUGGAAGAUUGCUUUCUUUUCAAUGCGGGUAAAGGCUCAGUAUUCAACAUAGAAGGCAAAAAUGAAAUGGAGGCCACUAUAGUAGAUGGUAAUCAGUUGAGGUCUGGAGCUGUUGCCUGUGUGAAAAGUGUAAAGAACCCAAUAAAAGCAGCUCGAUGUGUCAUGGAAAAAAGCUCACAUUCUUUAAUUGUGGGAGAUGGUGCUGAGGAAUUUCUAGAAGGAUUGAAAGGGGAGGCAAAACCUGUCAAACCUGACUAUUUCCACACUGAUCUCCGCCAAAGAGAGCUAGCUGUGAAGCUCAGUGGUGCAAAUCUAUCAAAAAACAAUCAUCCUCAAACAGUUGGAGCUGUGGCAUUGGAUUGUCAUCAUGGGCUGGCAGCUGCAUCGUCCACAGGUGGGUUAGUGGGGAAGCUGAAAGGGCGUGUUGGUGAUACAGCAGUAGUUGGAGCAGGAAUUUAUGCUGAUAACACUUUAGCUAUUAGCUGCUCUGGAGAUGGGGAUGUGUUCUUAAGACACACAGUUGCGCAAAAAAUCGCCAGCCUCUACCAUCACAAAGGCUAUAGUCUCAGGAAGGCAUGUAAAGAGGUGAUGACAGAAAACCUGGGAGAUGUAUGUGCUGGAGUCAUUGCAGUUGACUCAAAAGGAAAUUCAGUUAUUGAAACAAAUGCCGGUGUCAUGUUUGUGGCCUCGAUGAUAGGUGGAAUAUCCAGAGUGGAGGUGCUUCGACCCCUAAAAAAUGUCUCCAAUGUGAUCUGGGAAACGGAUGAACUGGUUGCAUACUUGAAUCCCAAUCCUUGGACUCCUGGGUCAACUAUUUUGGCCAGAAAAACACUAAGUGGGGCCCACAGCAUUUUCCAUUUGGCUGAACCCGAUUUUGUGUGUCUGCUACAAGAAGCAAAAUCUGUUUCAAGUAUUUUAUGUGGGAAACUGGGAGUGCAACGUUGUGCUUUGGUUUCCUAUCCUAACCCCAAUCAACCAGCACAAAUUCGACUGCUACCACUUCAUGGUGUAGAGCCAAAGUGGCAACCCCAUCUUGCCAGGCAGGAGGAAUUUCACUCUUUCAACCCAGGAUACUGUACCUCCAAAAGUGGCCCACGCUGGGAUGAUGAAGCAUUGAACAAGGUUAGCGAUCAAAUUAGGAAUGGUUUACCAACAACAAAUGCACCCUCCAGUUUUGAAUUUCUGGGGUCUCCCUCUGAUAAUGAUCUAUUCAGUCGGAUUGUACGAGGAGAGGAGAAACAGUGGCGAGUAUGGGAAGACAGUCAACAUGUUGCCUUUCUAACACCCUAUCCAAACACUCCUGGAAUAACAGUUGUGGUGCCACGCAAACCACUGCCCAGUGACAUCUUGAACCUUGAGGAAGCUGACUACAAAGCUCUGAUCUUGGCAACUUAUAAAGUUGCCCAACUGCUGGAGGAGUGCAUGAGAGCUGAAGGUGUUGGACUGAUCUUUGAGGGAUUUGAGAUUAACUACGCUCAUGCUAAACUUAUCCCCCUGCUGUCUUCCCCACAAGGCCCAAAGGUUGCUAGACCACAGGCAGAAUUCUUCCUAAAAUACCCUGGAUAUGUGUCCUCUCUUGAUGGUCCAGCUGCUGAUUCAGAUGACCUCAAAACUCUUUAUUCCAAAAUCACUCAGUGCCAGCCUCCACAAUCAUGGGAAGACCCAAAGUCCCACUCCAUACUCGCUAUCACUAGCCAGUGGUAUCGCAACCUGUUCCAAAUACAGAACACUCUUUUCCACAGCACGGUGGAAUAUUUUAACAACUGCUGUCACUACUCCUAUGCUCUGACACCUCUCACGACAGACACCAUCUCCUCUCCAAUGGGUCUGGGGUCCGACUCAGAGCCAGUUUCUGUUCAACUUUUGGGUCAAGACAUCUACUUAGCCGACUCUAUGCAAUUUGUGCUCGAAUAUUUCCUCCGUUUGCAGGAUAACCUUCAGGGGACCUACUACAUAUCUCCCAGCUUUAGAGGAGAAGAUCCUGAUGCCACACACUUGAACCAAUUCUACCAUGUAGAGUGUGAACUGUUGGGUGACAUGGACCACGCAGUUUCAAUAGCAGAGGGAUAUUUGUCCCAUCUCACCAAAUCCAUGCUGAAGAGACACUCAGAUAUAAUUUUCAAAACUGCUGGGUCCCUCACGCAUAUCACAUCCAUGCUGAGUAAGUUGGAUGGAAAAAACCCACUGCCACGUGUCUCUCUAGAUCAGGCUAUUCCAAUGAUGCCUUCAGCAGAUUGCCUGGAGUGGGUACAAGAUGGUCAACCCCAGUUCGGAAGAAAGCUCACACGCAAAGGAGAGCGGGUCUUGAUCGAAAAAUAUGGUGGUGUUGUUUGGCUGACUGAGAUGGACCAUCUGGCAGUUCCAUUCUACCAGGCCUAUGUGGAGGGCAGUGGGCGGUGCAAAGCCAAGGCUGCAGACCUUCUGCUAGGCCUGGGAGAAACUGUGGGUCUUGGUGAACGUCAUUCCACCCCUGCCUUGGUACAGGAGGCUCUCAGACACCAUGCAGUUCCACAGCAGUCCUAUAAGUGGUACACUGAGAUGCGGGAGGUGAAACCACUUCUCACCAGUGGGUGGGGAAUGGGGACAGAGCGAUACUUGUGUUGGCUGCUUCAGCACAAUGAUGUAAGAGAUAUCCAGAUUAUUCCAAGACUCAAAGGAACUAAGUACAUGCCAUGAUCAUCAUUACUAUGCCGAGACAUACUUGUCUCAAGAUAAUACACAGCAUGAACUGUAAAUCAAAUCAUGCUUCAAUGAUGCAAAUUUUGGAAUUUCGAACUUUUCGGGUUAUAUUUAUUUCUAAAUCUGUUUUUUAUAUUCAAGUGGCAACAACAAACAAAACCCUUUAUUUCUUCUGGUUUUGUGGAAAAAUAAACCAUGCAUUUAUUAUUAGUCAUCACUUAUUUGACUGUUUUCAUCAACUGAUUGCUCUCAUAUUCCGCCUGAAAAGACAUUGAGUGUGCCAGUGGAAGUUGCCUCUUUAAGUGGUACAAAUGAUGUUGCAAAGUUGACAAAGUGUUUAAUCACAGCAUUAUUGUGAUGCAGUGUAGACAUAUUAUACAUUACAUGUUAGAAUGACAGUUUUUGCUUGUCUUGAUCAAUUGUUUUUUCUUUCUCUCAUGUAGAGUUUGAACUUUAGUUGUAUGCUCCAGCAACACAUCAAAACAACAACAACCUUACCGACUGAUAACUAACAAGGACAUCUGUUCUCGGGAGCAAUUGUCAAGAUAAAUAUUUUCACUGCCUUUUUUCUUUUUAA